Molecule: messenger RNA, 669 nt
Organism: Lycium barbarum (goji berry)
Lineage: Eukaryota; Viridiplantae; Streptophyta; Magnoliopsida; Solanales; Solanaceae
Exons: 3
Coding region: 1-669 (222 amino acids)
Source: RefSeq, a predicted model, not a curated record
AUGAGUGUUCGGGAGUACAGUGUGCACAUUGAUUCGUUUGCUAGAUAUGCUCCAGCUGUAGUGGCUGAGAUGGAGGCUCGAGUUCACCGUUUUGUGGUUGGUUUAGGGCCACAUUUAAUAGACGAGUGCAUGAUAGCUGCGUUGGAGCCAGAUAUGGAUAUUUCUUGCAUACAGGAAUAUGCACAGAAUCUGGAGGAUCAUAAGCGUCAACGGAGGAUAGAGCGCGAGCGUGACUGGGGCCAUGGUAAGAGAGCUAGACCUUUAGAUGUUGUUGGUGAGUUUAAAGGAAGACAGCAGUCAGGGCAGAUGAGUCCACCUUUGCCACGGUGUAUCCAAUGUGGUAGACUACAUGCCGGACGGUGCCAAUUGGGAUCAGAUGCUUGUUAUGCUUGUGGCCAGCCAGGUCAUGUGCUGAGGGAGCAUCCAUCGAGGGGUAGUGUAGGUAUUAUUCAACCGACAGGGUUCGUAGCUAGUUCUUCUCCAUCUGUGCGCCCUUCAGGUCAAGGUUCUCAGACGCCAGCAGGACGUGGUAAAGGAAGAGGUGGAGCAUCUAGUUCGAGUGGUUCUCAGAACCGCAUCUAUGCAUUAGCUGAUAAACAGGAUCAUGAGUCAUUUCCUGAUGUUGUUACAGAACGAAGGUGGUCCGAUUCCAGUUUCCAGACGAGCUAG